Messenger RNA from Aphanomyces astaci, 925 nucleotides. RefSeq lists its product as hypothetical. The record is from RefSeq and is a predicted model, not a curated record. The transcript has 2 exons. NCBI's taxonomy places the organism in Eukaryota, Oomycota, Saprolegniomycetes, Saprolegniales, Verrucalvaceae. The coding region runs from base 12 to 863 and encodes 283 amino acids.
UGCAUUUCUGCAUGGAAGCAUCGUUGUUUCCGAUGGACAAUUGCAGGCAACGACCACCUCGAGCAGCCUCGCGCCAACCUUCCACGUGGUCCCGGGGACUUAUGCGCCUUGCGCUCGUAUCGCUCUGUGCGGCGUGCCUCGCCUUGGUGUAUUAUCCUCGGCCACUGCUGCCAGAGUUUCCACAGCCAGUCGACCUCAAGGCGACGACUACCACAACUACCCAUUCAUUGCCGUCGUUCCUCUUUGUGGGGGACUCUAUCACCGAAUUGGGCAGCCACCCCGACCUCAUGGGAUUCCAAGUGCUCUUUCAGAAAGACUACGUGCGUAAAGCAGACACGAUCAACCGCGGCAACAGCGGCUGGACUACUCGGAAGUGGAUUCUCGCUCUGCCGACGCUUCUAGCGGAAUGGAGGACCAAGCCACCGACCCUGGUCGUCCUCUUCCUCGGAGCCAACGACGCUUGCCUCACGACUGGAGCGGACGCAUGGGCGCAUGUCCCGCUGCCCGAGUACAAAGCCAACUUAAACACCCUCGUCCGCGCCUUUCAAACGUCGUUCAUGCACAGCCGCGUGUUGUUGGUGACGCCGCCUCCCUUUGACGACACGUCCAUCGUGUGGAAGGACACUCGAACUAAUGCCGAGACGGGCAGGUACGCCGCGGCGGCGGUCGAUGUGGCCAAGCGCGCCAACGUGCCCGUGGUAGACCUGUGGACGGCGCUUCAGCCGAGGAUCGGCACCAUCUUUUACGACGGUCUGCACCCGAAUGCGAACGGAAACGUCCACAUUCAUUCCCUUAUGAGGCAGACCAUUCGCACAGCAUACCCGGACCUGACACCAGACCAGUUGCCCGUAGUGUACAGCUGAUGUACAGUAUAUUGCCGUCAUGGCAUUGUUUCAGGUAGUUUUAACGAGAUCGCGAGUUCUCC